Molecule: messenger RNA, 4361 nt
Organism: Labrus bergylta (ballan wrasse)
Lineage: Eukaryota; Metazoa; Chordata; Actinopteri; Labriformes; Labridae
Gene: smg8
Product: SMG8 nonsense mediated mRNA decay factor
Biological process (GO): nuclear-transcribed mRNA catabolic process, nonsense-mediated decay
Source: RefSeq, a predicted model, not a curated record
ACGUCUGCAUCGUUGUUUUCAUCCCCCUGAUUGUCACCAUGAAGGAAGCGAACAUGGAUCUCCCUGUCAGCAUGGGGGCCCUGCUGCAGGCGGACUUCACAGAGGACGCUGCUUACCGGGAGGACGGCCUGUGCGUCGUCGGUAUCUUCGGUAAAAGCACCAUGCAGCCCGGCCCGCUGAAGGAGUCUCUCCUCAACAAUCUGUCGGACAAACACAUCUUCUCUCUGUUCAGCGGGGCGGAGGACGGCGGCACCGCGGACAGCCACAUCCAGGCGCUGUACCAGCAGGAGAGCAGGGUGCUGUACCUGAUGCUGUCCUCCGUGUACGACAGCCAGCAGCUCCUGCGGGCCUGCCAGGCUCUGAGCGCCGCGGCGGGACACUCCGACGCGCACGAUUUCUGGAAAGGUCUGGACCGACAGCACUGCCUCCACCUGCUCUACAUGUUCUCCGUGUGCCACGUCCUCUUGCUCGUCAACCCGAACCAGACCUUCGAUGUGACUUACGACCGGCUUUUUAGAGCCCUGGAUGCCCUGAGACAGAAGGUGCUGCCUCUGAUCCGGGCUGCCAUCAAAGACUGCCCGGUGUCCAAAGAGUGGAAGGUGAACUGUCGGCCCUGUCCUCCACGCCUGCUCUUUGUCUUCCAGAUGAACGGCACUCUGAAGGUCUCCAAUGGCUCCGACUCUGGAGGAAAUCUGGACAAACCGAAGAAGCACUCUCCUCGGAGGAGGCUGCAGCACGCGCUGGAGGACCAAAUCUAUCGCAUCUUCCGUAAAAGCAGAGUCCUGACCAACCAGAGCAGCAACUGUUUGUUCACCGUCCCCGCCAACCAGGCGUUUGUGUACGUGAUACCGGCCAUGGACGAGGACCCUGUGGGCACCUUGAUCAGUCAGCUGCGAUCCAACUGCAUCCUGGGUGACCAGGAGUCCACCACGCCGGUGUCGGGGCCGAGGCGUUACCAGCAGAUGCGGCGUUCGGCUCGGCAGGCCAGCUUCGGUUGUGAAUCUUUCAGCGGCUCGAUGGGCGGCCAGCUGGUGGACUGCAGCUUGAAGGAAUUCCUCUGGCAGCACGUAGAGCUGGUCCUGACCAAGAAAGGCUUCGACGACAGCGUCGGCCGAAACCCGCAGCCUUCACAUUUCGAACUGCCGACGUACUCCAAGUGGGUCCAGGUUGCCGGCAGACUCCACCAAGUCCUGAUCAAAAACACAGAAGAAGAAAUCGCAGAGCUAGCUACUAAAGUGCAAAGCCAGUUGAAGGUGUUGGAGGGUUUUCUGGACGCAGACACAAAGUUCUCUGAAAACAGAUGUCAGAAAGCUCUGCCUCUGGCUCACAGCACGUACCAGUCCAACCUCCCCCACAACUACACCACCACAGUGCACAAAAAUCAGCUGGCACAGGCGCUGCGGGUGUACAGCCAGCAUGCCCGAGGCGUGGCGUUCCAGCGGUACGCACUGCAGCUUCACGAAGACUGCUACAAGUUCUGGAGCAACGGGCACCAGCUGUGUGAGGAGCGAAGUCUGACCGACCAACACUGUGUUCACAAGUUCCACCUGCUGCCUCAGCAAGGAGAGAAGCCUGACAUUGACCGCAACCCUCCCAUCCUGAACCACAACAGCAGGGGGCGCUCCACCAGCUCCUGCAACUGUGGCAGGAAACAGGCUCCUCGAGAGGAUCCGUUUGACGUCCAGGCGGCCAACUAUGACUUCUACCAGAUACUGGACGAGAAAUGCUGCGGGAAGCUGGAGCGGAUCGAGUUUCCCGUGUUCCAGCCGAGCACUCCGGACCCGGCUCCAGCCUCCAACCAACAAGUUCAGAAAGUCCCAUGUGAGGCGCCGGGGUCUGGUGAGACCGAGAAGCUGAAGGAGACGAGCACGGCCCAGAGCCACACCCCUGGAGACCCCAGCCUCAGCCUGGCUCUCAGCCUGGGCCAGUCCACCGACAGCCUGGGGCCGUACGGGGACGGAGACGGAAACGAAUCUCAAGUCCAGCAGAAGAGGCCGAGCCUUGUGGACCGCCAGCCCUCCACUGUGGAGUACCUCCCCGGUAUGAUGCACUCCGGCUGCGCCAAAGGCCUGCUGCCCAAGUUUUCCAGCUGGUCUCUGGUCAAACUGGGUCCAGCCAAGUCCUACAACUGCCACACGGGUCUGGAGCAUCCAGGCUUCCUCCCCGGCUCCUCAUUCCUCUUGCCGUGGGACUUGGUGAUCCGCUCUCGGUCGGAGGAGGACACGGGACUGACGGAGCCUUUAGACGGGAGCACCUCGUCAUGGCCGGCUCCUAACAAGACCCUGGUGGGGAAGCGAGGAAGCACCGGGGGGCUGGGUAGGAGUCGCAGGAGGGACGACACGGCUCGGGUCUUUGUUGGGUUCGAGUACGAGGACAGCAGGGGGAGGCGCUUCAUCAGCUGCGGCCCUGAUAAGAUAGUGAAGGUUCUGGGGCCGGGGGGCACCAAAGACCCCGCCACCAGGGUGUUAAACACAGACAUGCCGCUGUACGUCCCCUCACCAUCACAGGGACGCGGUGUGAAAGCUCACUUUGCCCAGCUCGCCCGCCUUUAUAUCGUGGUGCCUGACGCCCCGCUGGAGGUCACUCUCAACCCACAGGUCCAGCCUGGUCCUCCUCCCUGCCCAGUUUUCCACCCGGAGCAGACAGAUUUGGUGUUACCGUCCGACGGUCUUUGGGUGCUGCGGUUUCCUUACUCGUACGCGACCGAUCGAGGCCCCUGUUACCCCCCGAAAGAGAACCAGCCACUCAACAACUACAAGGUGCUGCGGGGCAUCCUGAAGGCCAGCACUGCUAACCCUCCACCACAGUGAGCUGUAACCUUUACAGUGAGGAAGACUUCAUGAUCCUGGACUGAGGACCCGAGACCAGCUGAUGACCAACAGACCUCUUCAGAUCCUCAUCGCCGUCUGGCCUUGACCCACACUUUCAGUCCAUGACAAGUGUGUGAAUUGAAUGAUUUGGUUUCUGUGUUCAUGGUCCAACCUUUGAAUGUACGUAAAUAUGAACGUCAAGUCGCCAUCUCCUUCUGUUGUACAAAUUUGAAGCCAAAAUACCCCUGCAAUGGGCGCUGAUAUUUUACGCUGGUGAUGUCGUUUUUGAGCCAAGACAUGCGCAGAGGGCGGGGGAUCUGGCUGAUGACAUCACAGCAAACAAAGAUCCUAUCAGAUCAGUACAGUCCUCGGCAGAACGGAUUCCUUGAAGAGACACUCAGUAAUGGAAGAAAAAUGACUCUUGUGUUUGUAUUGGUCACAUCUUCUCCUUUACUCUGCCUAUACGAGAAAGAACGCCGCAGGAGCCACAGAGCUGUCAAUCAUGAUGUUGCGUCCUCUCUUCUUCGCGUCAAAUGACGUAUUAAAACUAAAGCUCUCAGAAACACAUCGCUGGUUUGAGAAACACUUAUUUGAUGUUUAUUUUGAGUUUCACACUUUGACCCCUGUUCCAUCUGAUAACUUAAGUCCUUUUCAGACUGCCGGUGAUAUCUCUCAUUUAAUAUGAAUGUCACAGAGGCCUAAUGUGAGGAGUGAGCGAUCCCCCUCUGUGCCGCACUUUGGAGGUAGUAACACAGGGGUGAGAUGAGACGUUGUGAUGUGACACCAAUGAUUCAGCCGUUUGGGGAAUGUACCAGAACUUAAUGAUGGAGGAGCUUUGUUUUACGGCGCAGUUGAAGAAAGUGGCUAUAGAGGAGGCGGGUUUAUGUCAUACACUGCAGCCAGCCAGUAGGGGGAGCGCUAAAUCUUUUGGCUUCAAAUCCAGGAGCUUUUUGUUUCGUCCUUUUUUUAUAUUGAACCCUGUUUACUAAAAGAAUAAAUCAACACUUUUUAUGCUCCCCUAAGGAAGGAGUCAUCCAGCAGGGCCAUCUUUUGUGUUCUUUUGAAUGAUAAAUAGUUCUGGAGGAGUUCUGAUGGACACUGUAACACAGCUUCAGGCUGCCUGCGUCUUCAGGACUGCCACUCUGUGUCCGUGUUCAACCGUUUCUGUAACUUUCUGAAACAAACUCUGAUUUUCACACCGACUUCACACUGUGAUUGGACAGCUGUGCGGCGGAGGCGUCGAGUCGAGCGGUAUGUGAGCUUCUUUAUUCAGUUCUUCAAACCACCACCGGUAUGUCUGUCACUUUUCUCGUCAACAAUUCGUCCAACCCCAUUCACUAUAAAUCAUAAAUGUAAAAUUAAAGAAUGUGCAAGCUGCGUAGAAAUGCAAAAUAAGGCUCUCUGUAGUAAAGUGUUCCCUAUACUGUGUGUGGUGUGGAACAGCGUUACAACACUUAUUAAAUACUGUACACAGAACUAUGCUCUCCUGAAACACAGGGCACUGGAAGGUAACCUCAUGUUUGUUUGUAAAUAAAAAAUAUAUGUUUGUCA